AUGUCCUUCAUGAGCGCAAUUCUGAGAAGCCUGUCGUUCUCUUUUACGAGGCUAGCGCUGUUACAGUACGCAACCGGAAUAUCCGUCUUGCUGGCCGUAGGCAAGAAUGCUGAACCGAUUCUACUCCCGUUCAUUCGUGCUCUUGGGGACGGUUCAGAUGUGCUCCCAGUCCUGCUUAUUGGUCAGCGAGGCGGCAAGUUAUCUUCUGGAUUUCAGGGUCCUGAAAAUACACGUGGCUUUGACUACUUCCCUCGCGACCAUAUCCUUCAUAGUGCAGACCUAUUCAUAUUCAAUGCUGGCUAUGGUGGAGCAGGUCACGUUAUCGGGGAUGGCGGGCCAAUUGCCAUGGUUGGCCACUCGUGGGGGAGGCAGAAGUCGCUGCACGAAUAG
Messenger RNA from Truncatella angustata, 390 nucleotides. RefSeq lists its product as uncharacterized. Bases 1 to 390 code for a protein of 129 amino acids. The transcript has 2 exons. The record is from RefSeq and is a predicted model, not a curated record. NCBI's taxonomy places the organism in Eukaryota, Fungi, Ascomycota, Sordariomycetes, Amphisphaeriales, Sporocadaceae.